AAGACCACGAGGAAUGUCUGGGGCUGGAUCGGGUGGAUCUGGCCGACCAGCUGUUACGACGCCAAUGUCUGAACGUCAGCAGAUGGCACUGCUAAUGCAGAUGACCUCUGGUUCCAACGAUGCGGAAAUGAGCCCCGGAGGUGGAGGUAGCAACUCGGCUCACUCCCGAUCGCGGGAUCGUAUUAAUGAGCGAGGCGAAACGGCGCUUCAUAUAGCGUCCAAAAAGGGUGAUCAGGAUUCGGUUAAAAAGUUGCUCGAGCAGGGAGCCAAUCCAAACGUGACCGAUUUUGCGGGAUGGACACCCUUACACGAGGCCUGCAACCACGGCCAUUACAAUGUGGCAUUGGCUUUGGUGAAAGCGGGAGCAAACAUUAAUGCAACCGGGCUGGAAAAACGAUACGCCGCUCCCGAUGCGGCCAAUACCGGGCAGCUGAAGCUGGUAAAGAUGCCUUGUCGAGCGUGGGGCCGAUCCAUCGUUCAAAAAUCAGAAAGGCAAAACACGCCAUGCGACGUUGGCGGCUCCGGCUGUGGUAUCACUAUCUGA
This is a messenger RNA of Anopheles stephensi (Asian malaria mosquito), 544 nucleotides long. Its product is annotated as ankyrin repeat domain-containing protein 12-like. NCBI's taxonomy places the organism in Eukaryota, Metazoa, Arthropoda, Insecta, Diptera, Culicidae. The transcript has 3 exons. Gene Ontology annotation, molecular function: protein binding. Bases 14 to 544 code for a protein of 176 amino acids. The record is from RefSeq and is a predicted model, not a curated record. Gene Ontology annotation, cellular component: nucleoplasm.